Molecule: messenger RNA, 1275 nt
Organism: Lodderomyces parapsilosis
Lineage: Eukaryota; Fungi; Ascomycota; Pichiomycetes; Serinales; Debaryomycetaceae
Exons: 1
Coding region: 1-1275 (424 amino acids)
Biological process (GO): DNA repair; DNA damage checkpoint signaling
Cellular component (GO): checkpoint clamp complex
Source: RefSeq, a predicted model, not a curated record
AUGUCUCUCUUCGUCGACUCAUCCCAGGACAAUGGAGAUGAUGAUGAUGAUGAUGUUUAUAUUCCGUCACAAUAUACUGAAAACAGUCUAUCGCCACGUCGAGCAAACGCUUGGAAACCUAAACCAGAGGUGCAUUUCACAGCUUCAACAAAUCAAAUUGCUCAUCUUUCAGACGUGUUUCAAAGUUUAAUUGCCAUCAACAGUCAAGCUAUUGUUACUAUACGAUCUAGUGGUAUCACCAUAUAUUCAACUUACAACUAUACAAUCAAUGUUCAUGUAACUAUUGACCCAGCAUUAUUUAACCAAUAUGAACUAACAUGUGAACCGAAAGCUAAUGGUGGUCAUGCUGAUGGUGAUGUUGAUGCAGAGGAGGAGUUGGAGCUACGGCUAGGCAUUGAUAUCAACUUAAUUGCCAAUUGUUUCACAUCAGUGCUAAACACCAUGAAGUCGGAAAAAUUGAUAUCAUGUACUAUUAUUUACCAGGGGGAUGGACACCCUUUGGUGAUUGAGUUUGAUGACACCCUAAUUUCAGAACAAUUGGAAUUUUACACGUUUUAUAUUGACCAAGAUGAAUUGAUUGAAAAUGAACAACUUGGCAACUCCAGAAUCAAUUAUGAAAAUGUCAUUUUGGAAAUUAUGCUCAAGAGUGAUGUAUUGACAAAUUUAUUACAAGACUUGUAUCAAAUUGAUACGGAAAUAUUAUUUAUAUAUUGUGCUGAUGAAGUGCUAAAUUUCAUCAGUAGUGGAUCUAUUGGAAUGUCAAAACUAAUAUUCCCUAAUGAAAAAUCAAUAAUGGAAAAGUUGCCGAUAAAUAAAUCGUAUCAACACAUUAUAUCGCAAUUUAAAUUUAGCGACUUUUACAAAAUUUUCAAAGCGGUACGAUUAAGCUCUAAAUGCAAAUUUAUCAAGGAUGCUGAUGGGUGUUUUUCAAUACAAUUGAUUUGUAAAAAUUAUCAACAAAGUGGGUAUCCAGGAACAUUAUUGACGAUAAAUAUGACUGAAUUGGAUCAUGAUCAACAUUUGAUUGAUUGGAUUUUACAAGAUGAAAUUGAGCACACAACAAUGAGGUAUACGCAACCACACCAGCAAGAACAACAAUACCAUGAAAUGCCCUUAACAAAUAUUCCUAGACUCGCUCAUGAACCAUUAAUCAACUCAUUUAAACGUACUGGCGAUCCAAUAUCUACUAAAACAACCAAUGGAACCAAGAAAAGUCGUCAACAAACCGCACCCAAGAGAAAAACAAAAACAACAAAUGUGCCACUAUUUUUAUAA